Colias croceus (clouded yellow) is the source of this 3107-nucleotide messenger RNA. RefSeq names its product CCAAT/enhancer-binding protein zeta (gene Noc1). The coding region runs from base 85 to 3075 and encodes 996 amino acids. NCBI's taxonomy places the organism in Eukaryota, Metazoa, Arthropoda, Insecta, Lepidoptera, Pieridae. The transcript is spliced from 20 exons. The record is from RefSeq and is a predicted model, not a curated record. Gene Ontology annotation, cellular component: nucleus.
UCAACGUGAAGACGAUUCACGUGUGUUUGUUUUUGUCUAAAAUAAAAAGUAGAUGAUAUGACUGAAAUAUAAUCAGAUAAUAAAAUGAAGCACAUACGGUUUGAAGAAAACAUAUUAGUAGACGAAGCCUACACAAACUUCGGUAAAGUCGACAAAAAUGCCGAUCAAAAGAAAGGUUAUGGUAUAGCCAAGAAUUUUGCUGAAAAUCUCGAAUAUGGAGAGAAAAAAAAGUGGUAUCAACAGAUGCCAGAAGAGCCUACAAUCAGUAAACAGCCAUCCCAUAUGGAAAUUGAAGAAUUUAGGAAAGAAGCAAACAGUGCAUUACAUGGAGACACUUUAGCUUAUGAAACUAAGACCAACAGAAGCGGAUCUUCAGACCACCAAUGGGCAAGAACUCUGCUUAAUAAAGGUACCAUUGGAGAUAGAGUAGCAGCUGCUACUAUACUUAUACAGGAUAAUCCAGUUUAUAACUUAACAGCAUUGAGGAAUUUGGUGAACAAUGUAAAACCAGCUAAGAAAAAGGAUGGUAUUGUUAUUAUAGACGCCCUUUCGGAACUAUUGAUAUCCGAUCUACUAAUACCAGACGCGAAAUUGCGCACAUUCGAGCAACACGCGCUUGGCCAUUUGGACGAAAUGACAUCUGGUAACAAACAGACAAGAAGAAAUAUACUUAAACUGUGGUUCUUUGAAGAUCAAUUGAAAGAACUGUAUGGGACAUAUGUGGAAGCGCUUAACAAAUUCGCUCACGAUUCUGUGGAAACUAACAAGGAAAAAGCUGUCAGCGCCAUGUCUUAUUUACUUAUGCACCAUCCUGAAAGAGAAAAGAUGUUACUAAACAAUAUAAUCAACAAACUCGGUGAUCCGUCACAAGCAGUCGCAUCGAAAGUGAUCUAUCAUUUGUGUCAGCUGUUGUUCAACCAUCCGAACAUGAAGAGUGUUGUACUUGCCGAAAUAGAAAAGAUGCUGUUUCGUUCAAACAUAUCGCCGCGUGCGCAAUAUUACGGUAUAUGUUUUCUUAAUCAAUUCUAUCUGGGAAAAGACGAUUCAAAGAUAGCAGAAGGACUCAUAAGGAUAUAUUUCUCAUUCUUCAAAGCAUCUAUUAAAAAGGGCGAUAUCGACUCCCGCUUAAUGUCAGCUAUCCUAACAGGUGUCAAACGUGCAUACCCGUUUGCAGACGCAGAAAGACUAACAGACACAACCGCACAUAUAGACGCUAUGCACAAGCUCGUGCACCUGGCGGGGCUCAAUGUUGCUAUACACGCGCUAGCUCUGCUGUACCAUGUGAGCGGAUCUAAUAAGACUGGCGCUGAUAGAUACUACACAGCACUAUACCGUAAACUGACGAACGCUGAAAUAUUCAGCACUUCCCAUUCAGCACUACUCUUCUCGCUCAUUUACAAGUCGUUGAAGCAGGACAAAAACAUAGAUCGCGUAGUUGCGUUUAUUAAGCGAUUGUUACAACUCUGCGGGCACAUGACUCCUGCGCAGGCUUGUGGGAUGCUGUUCUUGAUAUCACAAGUUCUGAAAGAUAGUAAUAAGAAAGAGGCCAUGAAACUUGUGUGGACUAAACGGGAGGUUAAGGAGGAAUCAAAAGAACCAGAAGUUCAAAAUUUAGACGCAGACGAUUCACAAACCACUGUGACAGAAGUAAACUUAAACGACACAAGUGUAGAGAAAGAAGAAGAAAUCGUUCAAGAAGAGAAAGAGUAUAAGAAAAUUGAUCUAUUGAAAGGAGAUAAGAAAGAUCUUUUGAUUGACGACGAAGAAGAAACCUACGUAGACUUAAAGAUAGAUGAAGACGGUAACAUAAAGCCCAAAAAACGUCACACAUCAGCCAUAAGUGGGUGGUACCAUGCGAGGGUUAAACCGGAGGGGGAACAAGGGGAAAAGAAGGGAGACGGAGGGGAUAGAGAAAUGGACACUAAGAUACAAUUAAAGAAGACACUUAAUAUGGAACGGGUACUAUCAGAAUACAACCCCAUGGCUCGCAACCCCGCGUUUUCAGGGGCCUCGUGUAGCGUAUACUUUGAAUUACUACCCCUAGCUGAUCAUUUCCACCCCACUGUGAAAAUGUUUGCUGAGAAACUGUUGAAUAACCAAAUAAUCCAAUACAGCGGUGAUCCGCUAAAAGACUUCUCGGGGAUUCGAUUCUUGGAUCGUUUCGUGUUCAAGAACCCGAAACAACGUGCCGAUGCGCAUGAAGAAGGACAAUUGAAGAAAGUUAAAGGGUCGCAUCCUAAAUUCGCAGUUAGAAAGAAUUAUUUGGCUAAAGGUAUAAAGAGUGUACCAGUGAACUCGGCGUCGUAUUUGAAUGAAGAUAUAUCAAGAAUACCAGUGGAUGAGAAAUUCUUAUAUGAGUUUCUACAAAAGCGUCGAACUACAUCAAAUUCAGAUGACGAGAGCGACAACGACUCAGUCACUAGCGAGGACUUCGAACAGUAUUUGGAUACAGUCACUGGGACUAAGAAAGAAGAAUCGGACGAAGAACUCGACUUCCUUGCUGAUGUGCAAGCAACCAAACAGACAAAACCGAAAAAGAAAGGUGAUGAGAGCAGCGAUGAUGAAAUGGGCGGUGAUGAUGACGAUGAUAAAGAUGAUGGUAGCGAUGGUGAAUUGGACAUUUCCGGUGAUGAUGAUGAACCACAACUGUCUGGUGAAGAUGAUGAAUUACAACUAGAAGGCAGUGAUGACGAAGACAUAAUAGAUGUGCCGGGCAAGAAAUCUAAGAACAAGAAAUUUAAAUUGAAAGGAGGCGACGAUAUCAGUUCACUUUUCGCGUCAGCAGAAGAAUUCUCAACCCUUCUCGAAGAUACGGCAACAAAUAAAAAACAAGGUUCAAGCCAAGCUGUAUCAAACACAGACAAUUCCAGUGUAAAACAACUAGCUUGGGAGGAAAAACGUGACCGAUGGAUCAAAGGAUACAAUAAAACUAUUCUCGGCAAGAAAGGCGGGAAAAAUAAAUUUAACAAAAAACAAAAUGUCAAUUCACACAAGAUGGCGGACAGGAAAAAAGGCGGGAAACGAAAAUCGGGACCGACAGAUGGUGCUGGUGGCAAGAAAAAAAAGUUCAAAUAAAUGCAUGUUUGUAUAAUAAAUAAUUAAUAAAA